Molecule: messenger RNA, 3948 nt
Organism: Fusarium pseudograminearum CS3096
Lineage: Eukaryota; Fungi; Ascomycota; Sordariomycetes; Hypocreales; Nectriaceae
Exons: 5
Coding region: 1-3948 (1315 amino acids)
Biological process (GO): cytoskeleton organization
Cellular component (GO): cell division site; cytoplasm; cytoplasmic side of plasma membrane
Molecular function (GO): phospholipid binding; protein binding
Source: RefSeq, a predicted model, not a curated record
AUGCCUGGCUCAACGAUUGAUACCCCAGCCGUUGCGCUGUCUUUCGCAAACAACUUUUGGGGUAAAGAAGAUGCCGGAGUCACACCUUUGCUCAGUCGCAUGACUGCGGCCAAGACAACAUGCGAUGAAUUGCGAGCAUUCUAUGGCGCUCGGGCAUCGAUCGAAGAGGAAUACUCCCGCAAACUACUAAAUCUUAGCCGCAAGGCCCUGGGUUCUCAAGAAUCCGGUACACUAAAGACAUCCUUGGAUACCGUCCGAGGCGAAGUGGAACAGAUGGCCAAGCAGCAUCAGCUUAUCGGUGCAGAGAUGAAGUCUGAACUCGAAGAACCACUAGCUGCUUUUACUGGUGGAAUGAAGGAGCGCCGGAAGAUUAUACAAAAUACUGUCGAAAAACUACUCAAGGUCAAGAUGCAGCAGACACAACAAGUCAACAAGACAAGAGACAAGUAUGAGCAAGAGUGUUUAAAGAUCAAAGGAUACCUUGCCCAGGGCCACAUGGUCAUGGGCCAAGAAGAACGUCGCAACAAAGCCAAACUAGAAAAGACACAGAUAGCUCUCGCCGCUUCCAGCACCGAAUACGAAAAUGCCGUCAAAGCACUCGAGGAUACGACAGCCCGAUGGAACAGAGAAUGGAAGGCGGCUGCCGACAAAUUUCAAGACCUCGAAGAAGAGCGUCUGGACUUUACUAAGAGCAGUAUGUGGACAUUUGCGAACAUUGCCUCAACGGUAUGUGUCAGCGAUGAUUCGUCAUGUGAAAAGAUUCGACUGUCUUUAGAGGUUAUGGAUGUGGAGAAGGAUAUCAUCACCUUUAUCACUGAGAAGGGGACCGGACAAGAGAUCCCAGAUGCACCCAAGUACAUCAACUUUUGCCGUGGGGACGUGACAGACAACCAGUCUGAGACGUCAGAGGACGACAACUACUCAGUAGCCCAGUUCCCUCGCAUGAUCAACCCUGCUUUCAGAUCGUCCUCUCCUCAACCAUCAACCUUUGAGUCGCAUCAUGAUCCGAACUCUGCAUUGGCAAAGGAGCUGGCACACAAGGAUAACGCCCCGGCCAAGCGCGAACCCAAUGCUCCAGUUCAGAAGUCGGCCACGCUGCCUCCUGACGAUAUACUCCAAAUUGGUCCUCAGAAGACCCAGCCCCAACAGAUCCAGGCGGCUCCUCAGCAACGUCAACAACACCAAUCUCAGAUGCAACAUUCCUCUCAACUACAGCAUCCCUCCCAGCUUCAACACCACUCUCAGCUUCAACGGCCCUCCCAGAUGCAGCGUCCGUCCCAGCUACAGCACCCUUCUCAGUUGCAGCACUCUUCUCAACCACACCAUCACUCACAACUGCAGCAUCCUUCUCAGCUACAACACCCUUCUCAGCUUCAAUACCCUUCUCAAUCGCAGCGUUCGUCUCAGCCACAGCGUCCUUCUCAGCAUCCCGCUCAACUGCAGCAUCAACCUCAACAACAAUACUCUCCGCAACGCCAGCACCUUUCUCAGCAGGCCCCUCAGAGCGCGGAUCAUCGUAUGCAACAGCAAAUGAGACCGUUGGAGAUGCGACCUACAGACAUGAGGAACGCAAAUAUGCGACAACACGAACCCAGACCUUCUUUGGAAAUGCGUUACUCUGGGGAAGUGCGACCUUCGAUGCAAUCUCGACCUAGUGUCGACACAAGACAGGUACCAGAUGCCAGAACUUCUUUGGAGCUACGAAGACCUAUUGAGGACCCUUCCCGCCGUCAGCAACCUACAACCUAUACUGCAUAUGAUGCUAACCAGCACGGUGCGGUUUCGGCGGUUCCCCAUGAUCCCUAUCCCAUGGAGGGCAUGACUAUGCUCUGCAGGACGGGCCCAAGCCCAAUCUCAGAUCACAGUUCGCAGGUAACAUCGGCUCGACCUUCGAGCAGGGACUCGCAUAGUGAUUACUCGAACCCGAACUCGUUCUCUAGCGUCGAACCCCCGAGCGGUAAGACCUCGCCUGUUAAGCAGGAUCCCAUCAGACAGGAUCCAGCUCCCGCCCCCGCGCCAGCUCCUGUACAAACACGAGCACCUCCACCUGUUACAGCGCCUGCACCAGCUCCCGUACAGUCACGCGCACCGGCACCAGUUGCAGCAUCGGCACCAGCUCCUGUGCAAGCACGCGCACCUGCUCCUGUCCAAACACGCGCAUCAGUUCCAACGCCAACGCCAGCUCCGGCUCUCACUCCAGCUCCCAAGCCAGCCCCUACUCCAGUUGCUGCCGCCCCUGCACCUACACGCGCCGCUGUCACCCCUGCUACCAGUCCUGUUAAACUGGUUGCUAAGAAGAAGAGUGGCGGUUUCCUUAAGAAUCACAGUCCUUUUAGACGCAAGAGCCAGAAGGAACUCCAGCAGCCAAACAGGAACACUUGGCACGCAUCAAACACUCCAAGCUUGAGCAGCCCGGUUCGCAGACCCCAGCCGCAGACUCAAGAGCCAACAAACAAUGUGGUGACUCAAGAACGUACUCAGAGUCCUGAGCCAAUUGACGCCAACGCCAGUCUAGCUCUUGGUGUUGGGCAGAAUGUCUUCCCAGUGUCAACCCCUGACACGAAAAAGACGCCCGGUGCUGCCACAGCUCAAGAGCCUGCAGAAGAGAUGGACCCUAUCGCACUUGCCCUCGCGGAACUUAAGGGCGUUACCUUGGGCAAGAAUUCCUCGAUGAGGGUCUCAGCUGAUCAUUAUUCUGGCAUUGCUACCCCAGCAUCGGGUUCUGAAGCCGCCUCGCGGCAAGCUUCUGCCACUCGACCAGCACCAACUGCUUCGAACCCUGAUAUCGCGGCGGCAAAGAGAGGAACGCCCCCACCAUCGUAUCAAACACCGACAUCACGCUUGGGCGUUCCACCGCCUGCCGUCACCUCAAGGGCGAUGAAGGAGGCCACGAAGAAGGCUACGUCGCAAACACGCAGCAUGUUCGAGAAUGGAGGCAGUACACCAGGAACGUUUAACAGCACUUCCUCGAGAACCAAUACUCGUGCCACGGAAGCCAAACGAGCAGAGCCAUCUUUAAGCCAAAGUGUUCCACCAACUGCUUCGCGACCCGCCACUAGAACUGCUACACACGGUAGGGGUGAGUCUGGAAGCUAUAGUUCAGCGUCCAUGUCUCGACCAGGCACUCGAGGUACCGAAAUGGGCCGAGGAGAACCUGCCGGUUAUGGUACAUCGCCUGCACGAUCAGGAACAAGGGCAACUGACAUGUCUCGUCCGGACACGCGAGGCUUCAAUGCCAGUCCCCUUUCACGGCCCGGCACGAGAGGAAGCGACAUGUCGCGCGGAGGAUCUGGUAUUUACGGCACAUCACCAGGCUCACGACCAGGCACUAGAGGCACCGAUAUGCCCAGAGCUACCUCGCCAGCUCCAGCUCCAGCCAGGAGUGUUUCUCCCCAACCACCGAUUAACGACAACAUGAGUUAUAGAUCGGUAUCUCCAAACCCUUAUGCGGCUAGCCAACGCUCUCCCUCCGUUAUGAGCUCACCACAGAAGCACGGCUCUGCUCAAGGUUACUACCCCCAAUCCCCGGCCAGUCGUGGGCCCUCCCCUUCGCCUUACGGUCAGCAGAGCCGACCUGGGAGCGGCUAUGCAGGCAGCGAUAUGGCAAUUCAACUGGCGCCGGUUUCGGAUCCUUAUGGUUCUGUGAGAAGUGGAGGCAGCCGCCCUGCUUCUAGGGCCAACAGCUACUACGAUGAUGGUAGCACCCGUCAGCGCAGCCAGAGCGUUGCUGAUCCUUCACGACUGUACACUCCUGACGGCAGAGCUAUUCUGCAUUAUGCACGCGCUCUGUACAUGUACCAAGCCGCCAUUCCCGAGGAGCUAGGCUUUGCCAAGGGCGAUUAUCUUGCCGUCCUGCGUCACCAAGACGACGGAUGGUGGGAGGCAGAAGUCCAUGGCGGAGAUGGAAGCGUUGGGCUGGUCCCAAGUAACUACCUUGCGGCAUGCUAA